This is a messenger RNA of Echinostoma caproni, 1308 nucleotides long. The record is from the annotation of a GenBank genome assembly. Lineage: Eukaryota; Metazoa; Platyhelminthes; Trematoda; Plagiorchiida; Echinostomatidae.
AUGAGCACAUGCUUAAAAACUACGGAUCAUCUGUAUACCCAAGUUCCGGAGUCAACCGAUUGCAGUUCCUCCUCCUGUCCCCCGUCCGCCUCAUCCGAGGAAUUCGCCCCGGAAGGAUAUUUGAUUCUCACUUUUGACAAAGCCAAACGGGCUAAACUUAAAACUGCCAUUUUUGCCGAUGUUUCCGAUUGUCGUUUUGCGGAUGACUUUGACGACGACGACGACAAUCCGAUUGAGGACGACCUGGACGAGCCAGUUCCGCCGUGGACAUCACACGACAAUUCCACACAAUCGACAUUACCACCACCACCACCGUCCAAUCAGUCGGCCAGUGGGCUCAGCCCAGAUUCCGCUUGCCAUUCAACCAGUACCGUACAUUCGGAUCACGCAAUCCUGGCGUCCACAACCGCCUGUUACGGAGAAGCGGUCUGGGUCGGUGAAAACGGAUGCACGACAAACUCCGGUGAGGAGUUCACCGACGAACGAGUCGCUCUCUCCUCCGGCGACAAGACCGCAUCAUCCGGAACGCAAAGCCAUAGCCUUAUUCGUACCAGUCCCAUUGUAUUAUGCACAACCCGAAGUCCUGGAUCAGGCCUAUCCCCCGUCAAAUCGAAUGAUUUGAGUACUAAACGCACAGUUGUACUUCGCUGUGCACCAUCAUCUGUCCUCAUGAAUGGUGGUAGCCAAACACCAUCACCUUCCAGCGGAUUCUCUGACACUACAUCUGACACAAUCUCUUCCCACCCGCUACCUUUUCGCUCAUCCAAUCGUCUUUUGACCCCGAACUCGGGUCCCAAUUCAGUGAACAGUGCCGGUCGUUUCCUACCAUCCGCCCAUCAAUCCAGUUUGUACUCACGCUCCCGAUUCCACACGGGCUCGGUCGAUUGGCGACAUCACAGUAUACACGGCCGAAACUGUGGAAAAAUGUUACGCUGUGAAGCCUGUGGUAAAUACUAUCGGAACGAAUACAGUUUGGAUCAUCACAUCUGUUUGAAACGUAAAGAUGUGUGGAAAAAAGGGGAUGUGCCCUCUAAAAUCAUCGACGGUCAGGUGGUGUUCUUUUGUCCCACUUGCCACAAACCAUUCAAAUGGCUUGGGAAUCUGACCCGACACUAUUACGUGCACACGGGUCAGCGAUUUUUCAAAUGUGAUAUCUGUCCGAAAGAGUUUUUCUCCGCCUACCAAGUCCGACGUCAUAUGAACUCGCAUACGGGUGUCCGAUUCAAAUGUGAGGUCUGUGAGAAACCAUUCACAUGCAAAUAUGCAUGUGCCUGGCACACACGUCAGCACUACACCUAUGUGGAAUAG